Phalaenopsis equestris is the source of this 1410-nucleotide messenger RNA. Its product is annotated as homeobox protein BEL1 homolog. Gene Ontology annotation, molecular function: DNA-binding transcription factor activity, RNA polymerase II-specific; RNA polymerase II cis-regulatory region sequence-specific DNA binding. Bases 26 to 1312 code for a protein of 428 amino acids. NCBI's taxonomy places the organism in Eukaryota, Viridiplantae, Streptophyta, Magnoliopsida, Asparagales, Orchidaceae. The transcript is spliced from 4 exons. Gene Ontology annotation, biological process: regulation of transcription by RNA polymerase II. The record is from RefSeq and is a predicted model, not a curated record.
CGGGGGCCGCCCGAGCGCUUGGCCGAUGGAAUCUCUUCACGCAAACCAAAUCCAAAGUCUUUCCUUAUCACUUUAUAACCCUCCUCAGCCCCCCUCCUUCCACCAUCAUCUCUCUUCUCCCCAUCCUUUCCAUAUAAAAAGCUGCAAAUAUCUUCUUCCAACACAAGAGCUUAUAAAUGAGUUUUGUAGCCUAGGAGAUGGGAAUAGCAGUAGGAGGAGGAGCAACAGUGCUAAGCCAAUGGAGGAUUCCAGUUCUUCUUGGAGCCAACAAUCACUUUACUCCAUGGAACCCUCAGAGUUGCAGAAGAGAAAGGCAAAGCUUCUCUCCAUGUUAGAAGAGGUGGAUAGGAGGUAUAGGAGAUACUGCGAGCAAAUGAAGGCUGUAGUUUUGGCAUUCGAGGAAAUCGCCGGCGAAGGCGCUGCGAGGACAUACUCGCAGCUCGCUUCGAAGGCGAUGUCGCGGCAUUUUCGAUGCCUGAGAGACGGGAUCGCCGGGCAGAUCAAGGCGACGAGGAGGGCGAUGGGAGAGAACGAAGCCGCCGCAGCGACGGUGACGACGGCGGUGGCGGCCGGCUUGACAAGGGGAGAGACACCAAGGUUGAAGUUGCUGGAUCAAUGCAUUAGACAACAGAAAGCAUUUCAGCAGGCUGGAAUGAUAGAGAGUCAUCCAUGGAGGCCGCAGCGUGGCUUACCGGACCGUUCGGUCUCCAUUCUACGUGCAUGGCUUUUCGAACACUUUCUCCAUCCGUAUCCAAGUGAUGUUGAUAAGCACAUUUUGGCUAGGCAAACUGGGCUAUCUAGGAGCCAGGUCUCCAAUUGGUUCAUAAAUGCUAGGGUGAGGCUAUGGAAGCCCAUGAUAGAAGAGAUGUACAUGGAAGAGUUGAAGGAGGAAGACAAGAACAGCCAGUCCUCCCAUGCAACCACCAUGCAAGAAGCAGGCAAUUGCAGCAAUAAUCCUUAUUCUAACCCUAACCCUAACCCAAACCCUAGCCCAACCUCUCAACCACCUUUUGAAGACCAUAAAUCUCUCUCAUCCAUAAUCAACAACAUCAACGCUCAUCACCACAACCCAAAUAUUGGUAACCCAAGUCAGACCUAUGGCAUUCUUGAGACAGACUUUGGUUCUUACCAUGGUGGCCAUGAGCUCACCCUCAGCUUGCAGCAGCAUGAAAGGCCUCUGCUUUUUACAAGGGAGUUGGCCAUUGGAGACGAAGGAGAUGAAGUGCAGUUUUCAAUAUUGGAGGGAGAGACUCAGAACAUCCCAUAUAGAAACUUGAUGGGAGCUCAGCUGCUACAUGAUUUGGCAGGCUAAAGAAUAAACUAAAUUCCAACAUGCAUGGAAUCUUAAGGCUUGCAUGCACAUUAUGCAUGUAAAAGGAGGAAAAAAAAAAACCUUAUGUUGUGAUGUAA